AUGCCAGAUUUGAAAUCAGUCACCCGAGAUGAUCUAUUCAACUACACUUCCGGCCGAUGGCUAAUCAACGAGGUAGCCCAAUUCCAACAACGUUUCGUCAAGUUCAAUUUCGAGAACCUCUGUCAUCAAGCUUCCUCGCUCUUCAGCGAUGCUACAAAAUGCAUGCGCAUUGUCAAGCUGGAAGGAAACUUCAACAAAGCGUUCCUGCUCACGAUGGACGACGGCAACGAGGUUAUCGUCAAGAUCCCCUGCCCAAAUGCGGGGCCGCCAUCCCUGACGAUGGAGUCUAGGUGGCGACGAUGA
Messenger RNA from Aspergillus lentulus, 303 nucleotides. RefSeq lists its product as uncharacterized. The record is from RefSeq and is a predicted model, not a curated record. Gene Ontology annotation, cellular component: mitochondrion. Lineage: Eukaryota; Fungi; Ascomycota; Eurotiomycetes; Eurotiales; Aspergillaceae.